Messenger RNA from Drosophila persimilis, 5316 nucleotides. RefSeq names its product la-related protein Larp4B. The transcript is spliced from 8 exons. Gene Ontology annotation, cellular component: cytoplasm; ubiquitin ligase complex. The record is from RefSeq and is a predicted model, not a curated record. NCBI's taxonomy places the organism in Eukaryota, Metazoa, Arthropoda, Insecta, Diptera, Drosophilidae. Gene Ontology annotation, molecular function: zinc ion binding; ubiquitin protein ligase activity; ubiquitin conjugating enzyme binding. Bases 797 to 4243 code for a protein of 1148 amino acids. Gene Ontology annotation, biological process: protein polyubiquitination; ubiquitin-dependent protein catabolic process; positive regulation of proteasomal ubiquitin-dependent protein catabolic process.
GACGGUAUAUCGGUAUAUUUCUGAGGGUCAAACGAUGUAUUUUAUCGAAAAAUCCGCGGGUCGGGUCGUAGUGUGGGCAAAAAAACAUCAAAAGUCGUGUAAACAGGCCAGAGUUGCCUUGUUUUUUCUCCUCGUCACCCCCCCCCAGCAUCGAAGGGGGUCGUGCUCGUUUGUGCAAAUAGGUAAAUAAAUUGUGAAGGAGAGCGAGAAUAUAAGCAAAAGGCGAAAAAGUGCAGCCCCAGCAACAAAAGAAGCGCACAGAAGUACGUGAGUGCGUCUCGUACCUGUGUGAGUGGAGUGCCUGAGUGUGAGUGUAUAAGUGUCUUAAAAAUUGCUCAAUGGCCCACAAAACAGCAACGGCACUGACCAGAUAAAUAGCAUACAAAAGAAAACUGUUUUCCUCCGGGGCACGUGAAAAUUGUGUGUGAGACUCCUCUGCGGAGAAAGUGCAGCAGCAGCAGCAGAAGCGGAUACAAAGUGAAAAGAAAACGCAAAUAAAUAUUUUUUGCUGUUUUCGAGUUUAUUUUUGUGAAAGUCAAGUCAGUGCGGAGGCAGGCACCUGGAGAGGCAGAGGCAGCUCUCUUUCUCUCUGCCACACAUCUUUCUCUUGCGCGCAACAACAGUAAAAAGAGAGCUUCAUAGCAGAACUUUGGCAUUUGAGUGCAUUUCCAGGCAGAUUAAAUUAUGGCCUUGAUCAAGAUGUUGCUGCCGUUGCCGGGCACGGCUAAGGACCUGUGCAGGACCACCAGUUCGCUCUCCAGCCACACAGCCACGUGCAGCUCCUCCCUGAGCCAGGAUGAGGCCACCAAUGCCGCCAAUGUCUGCAUCGACGGGACUGCAGACGACUGAAGUGCACGCCCAUGCCCAUGCCACACCGCAGCAGCAGCAGCAGCAGAAGCAGAGACUACACCAGACCCCGACAGAACCACUUGACCCCGACAGGAGUCUGCCACAGCAGAGGCACGCGACGCCCAACUCGAAGCUCCUGCCGCCCCUGGAGCUGUUGGUAGAGAACAAGAUUAGCUACAGCGGCUCGGCCGUCACGUAUCACCAGUCGCCAGAUCUCAGAGCAUCCCCCCAAGCCCAUUCCCAAUCCCAUUCCCGAACAGCCAACAAACGGAGCUCCCUCAGCAGUCCCUCGUCCAGCGAGGACUGUGUGAGUGCCGCGAGGGCGAGCGUAUUUGAUGAGGCCGCCGAGAGCUUCGUGAUCAACUUUCCGGCAGAGUCAGCGGCCGCGUCGCAGCACCAACUGCUGCCCCUGUCCGAGACGGUGCCCCUGCUGACCCACAUCGAGGCCACCGUGGUGGACAAGCAGCGGUCGAUUCGCCUCAGCAAGAACAGCGCCUCGCUCAUCUUCACCAAGAAGGAGCUGGGUGUGGGUGUGGGUCUGGGUCUGGGUCUGGGCCACCACCAGAGACGACAGCACCACAGCAGCCUCUACGGGGCUGGCGGCGAGCGGACGACGCGCAAGACGACAAAGCACUUGCCGCCCACGCGCGGACAGCAGCAGCGGCGCAGUCUGCCGCUUAGCUACAGCCACACGAACGCCAGCAAUCUGGUGACCACCGCCGGCGCAAACUACGCUCCCAACGGGGCAGGAGGAGGAGCAACAGCCGCUGCAGCAGGAGGAGCAGGUGGGAAGCUUGUGCCGCACAAGCAUCAGCAGCAUCAGCAGCAUCACGGCCUGGGCCUCACCUCACCCACGGCUACCUCUGGUGUGGGGGGCGCCGCGGCAGGCGCUGGUGGAGGAGGAGGAGGAGGAGGAGGCGCCGUACCGCCCCCGGCCCACACGGCCCGCAAGCAGCUAUCCUACUCCUGGUACGCGCCCGUCUACAGUGCCCUCGAGGAGGAGCUCGAACAGGACUCGCGGGACUCGUCGCCAAUUCACAAUCUGGCCAACACAAAGCAGCACCAACGCUCCGCCAGCCAAAAGGCCCCCUCCGCUUCUGUCUCCCUGCAUGCCACGUCCCACCACGAGCACGCCCACGAGGCCGAGACGGUGGCGCUGCUGGAGACGCAGACGCGCAACAAGAUCAUCAUUUCCUCGGCGAAUGGCGAUGCUGGCGGAGCAAGCAGCCCCAGUGGCGGAGGAGGCGGUGGCGGCGGGGGCGGCGGCUCUGGGGGAGGGCUUGCUCCAGACUUGGAGAGCUCGCUGGGGCUGUCCGGGGGCGGACAGCUGCCACGACGGCGUCGCUUCGAGAACUUUCUCAAAUCCCUCGUGGGCCUCAAGGCCAGCAGCAACGGCCGAGAGCGGGAAAAGGAUCGGGAGACUGGCCUGCAGCGUCCAGCCUCGCCGGAGAUACGGAUCACACGCACACCCUCGGAGCAGGACGUGGUCCUCCGGGAUCCGGCCGGCCCCCAGCAGCUAGCCAACGGGCAUGGGCCCAGGGGCAGCCUCAGCAUCAGCGGAUCGAGCAGCUCCCUGAACGUGGUCCAGCACAAGCUGUGGCACAUCAUGCGGCGCGAGGGCAGCGCCAGCAGCCUCCACCAAGAGAAGUCCCAGUCCAUUGUCCAGUACACGGGACUGCGCAAAUGCGAGACCGUCCUGGCCCUCACACGGCAGGGCCAGAGCCACAGCCACAGUCAGAGUCACAGUCAGGGCCUAAGCCUGUCCCAGAGCCGGAGCCAGGGCCACUCGAUGGCCGGCCACGGCAGCGGGAUCUUCAGCAGCGCCGGCGUCGAGCAGAUACGACCCCUCAAUCGGCUGCGGAACAGCGUGAACAGCAUCAACGGCCACGGCGGGGGCGGGGGCGGGGCCACCUGCUCCCGCUGCUCCAGCCUGCUGUCCCUGGCGGCCUCCGGGUCGCGCUACUCCCUGGCCAACGGAUUCGUAGUUCGCCCGGACUCGGCAGCCGGCACGGAGGAGGAGCAGCCGCACAUCAACGUGAAUGCCCAGAUCCGACUCAGCGGCGGAGCGGUGUCGGCGCCCUCCAGCAGCCCCAGUCCCCCGUCCAAUGUGACCACGGCCACGCUCCAUUCCAGCUCCAACAACAAUCUGUUCCAUGCCAAGGAAGAGCAUCAGCAGCAGCAGGAGGAUGAGGAGGAGCAGCAGCAGCAGCAGCUGGACCAGUCGCCAGCGACUGGCGGGGAGCUCGGUCCGUUUGGCACCAAUCAUGCCUAUCCCUUGACCGUCAGCUCCCUGCUGUCGAUGGCCAGUGCCAAUCAUGCGGCCCAGGCCUGUUGCGUGCGCGACGGCAUCACCCUGCAGCGCCGCGAGAUGCUCGCCUCCGUGGAGGUCACACCCUCGGCCACGCCCACCAGCACUUUCCAGCCAUUCACCUGCAAGCUGUGUCUGACCGACGUGGAGGAUGCGGGCGAGGCCAUGUCCCUGCUGCAGUGCGACUGUCAGUUCUGUAUCGAGUGCAUGCGCGCCUACGUGGAGUUCGAGAUAUCCGAGGGAGCCUAUGAGAUCUCCUGCCCGGACGCCAAGUGCCCGGCCCAGGGCGCAAUCUCCGUUCCCGAGAUCGCGAAUCUAACCACAACGAAUCUGCUGAAGAAGCACCAUCGCUACCGUCUGAAUCGAGAAAUCGAGUUGGACAAGACACGCACCUGGUGCCCGCGGGCAGGCUGCGAGACCAUCUGCAUGGUGGGCGGAGCAGCGCAUGGACAAACCAGCGCCAUUUGCCAAAUGGACGAGUCGCCAUCGACUUCCCAGAGCUACACACCACAGCCGGACGCAGGCGGUGGCGAGGGCGGACCUACUCCAGGGGCAGCCGUACUCUCAGUGUCCGUGCACUGCCCCUCCUGCAAGGACGAGUUCUGUGCACUGUGCAAGAAGGCUUAUCAUCCGAACAUUGGCUGCGAGGAAUUCGGUCGCCGCCUGAUUGCCGAUGGCCAGGACGAUAUUGGCAUUCCGUUCGACAACGAGCUCAUCAAGUGCUGCCCCAUGUGCGCGGUGCCAAUCGAGAAGGACGAGGGCUGUGCCCAGAUGAUGUGCAAGCGCUGCAAGCACGUCUUUUGCUGGUACUGCCUGGCCAGUCUGGAUGACGACUUCCUGCUGCGCCACUACGACAAGGGGCCGUGCAAGAACAAGCUGGGCCACUCGCGGGCCUCUGUUGUGUGGCAUCGCGCCCAGGUCAUCGGGAUCUUUGCUGGCUUUGGGAUUCUGUUGCUGGUGGCCUCGCCGCUACUUCUAUUGGCUGCCCCGUGCAUCAUUUGCUGCAAGUGUCGCGGCUGCAGUGGCUCCAAAAUUGACGAAGUGGAUGCCGAUCUGGAGGAGGAGGUCACCGCCUUGCAGGGCUAGGCAGAGGAUCUCCUACGCGCAAGGUGUAGCAUCAGGACGAAACGAAAAGAGACGAGACGAGACGUUAGGCGUUAGGCUUUAGGCUUCGACGGUUGCCACCUGUAAGGGCAGCUGCUGUAAAUGCAAUUACCGGUAGCAUCUAUUGUUAAUGACGAGCAGCUUACGUACAUUUACACUUAUUUUAGUUAUUAUAAUUAUAAUUGUAUAUGUGUUAACUAAAUUGUGAUAUUUACAGUGAUUCGAUUUCUGAUCUGAAUCGACAAAUUUGUUGAGAACCCAUACAAAGACGCGAUGCUUUCGAUUCUUGCUGGGUUCUUUCUUUAUAUAUUCUUUCCUCCCACUACUACCCGUAUAUACUCAUGUACACACUAUGUGCAUGCAUAUACAUACAUACAUACAUGUGUAUUUGACUAAAUCAAUCUGUAUACAUCAUUAGGUCCUCUUUCUAGUGCGUAAGUUAGUCUAAAUCUAUUAGGGAGGGGUAUGUUAUGCCUCGUAUUUCAACCUGUGCUUUUAAUCACGCCGACAACCGAUACCCCGAAACCACAAAAACCCGAAACCGCACCCACACAUUCGCACCCAAAACACCUCUCUCAAGUAUUACACAUGCAAAUAACGAAUCCGAGCUCAUUUCGGGUACAUUUGUUCAACGGCUUGGCAAUGCUUUUAUCUACAUACACACACACACACACAAACACACAUACACAUACAUAUAUAUAAAACAAUAUACUUGCAUAUAUACUUGCAUAUAUAGGAGGUGUAUAUGUCACUACUACUGUUUAUUGAAUGUAUUUAAAUGUAAAUGUUAUAUGCAGCUAAAGCAAAUGUACGACGACAGACAGACAGAUUACUGCUGACGGAGCACUCGACAGAGCCCAAAGCCGGGCGUGUGCAGGCUGGGCUUGAUUAAUGUAAAUUAUUGAAUUAUUUAAUGCAUAUACACUCAAAUAUACAUAUAUCAAAAUACGUUUAACAUAAUAUGCGUGUAUAUUUCAAGGAAAAAUAUUUAAAAUCUACUCUUAAUGUGAACAACUACCGCGUAUGCUGUUUCAAAUAAAAAUGUUAAAAGAAAA